This is a messenger RNA of Manduca sexta (tobacco hornworm), 983 nucleotides long. Its product is annotated as collagen alpha-1(XII) chain-like. The coding region runs from base 219 to 830 and encodes 203 amino acids. Lineage: Eukaryota; Metazoa; Arthropoda; Insecta; Lepidoptera; Sphingidae. The record is from RefSeq and is a predicted model, not a curated record. The transcript has 8 exons.
GACUACCUGGUGUAGACGGUGCGACGGGCAUGCCAGGGUUACCAGGGGAAAGGGUCCUGUUGGGCCAUCAGGGCCUCCAGGGAAAGAGGACCUGAAGGGCCACAGGGUCCCGAAGGCAUUCCCGGGCGACCAGGUGCCCCGGGACCUCCAGGUGUUUCAACACCAGUGGUGUCGGGGGCUAGCCUCCCAGGCCCUCCAGGAACUCCAGGUGAAAGGGAAUGAAAGGCGAUCGAGGCUUUCCCGGGUUACCAGGUAGGGACGGCGUGGACGGCGUACCUGGAGCACCGGGACAGAUGGGACCUCCGGGACCCGCGGCGCCGCCUAGCGUGAUAGUCGAGAAUCCGUCGAUAACGGACAACGAGGUUAGAAAUAUUUGCGAAGGCAUUGUAAGAGAAAGAAUAAGCGAACUGCGAGCAUCAUUGGCGUUGGAUCCGACUCACUCGGUGGUCGGCAAACGAGGUCCUACAGGGAAGCCAGGACCUCCCGGACCGCCAGGAAAUCAAGGAUACACAGGAGAACCGGGGCCCCGAGGAUACCCGGGCGAAGCCGGCGAGCCGGGUAGACCGGGCAGUCCUGGAAUUCGAGGAGAUAAGGGUGAUAAGGGCGAAAGGGGACCUGCAGGACUGGGAUUACCUGGAAUAGAAGGACCGAGAGGACCACCAGGUCCUAUGGGUCCACCAGGACACGAAGGCAGGCCUGGUGAACACGGAAACCCAGGCAGAGAAGGUCACAUUGGACCUCGAGGGGUCCCCGGUCCGCGAGGAUCCUGCGACUGCCCCUCUCCAAUCUCCUACUACCCAUAUCCACAAGGUCUCGUAAAGGGACCCUAAAAGUUCCUUAUAGAAUAACCAAAAACUGCCAUUUAUGCUAGUUUCUAUAGAUUUUUAAAAUUGUGGAAAAUUAAUGACCAACAUUUUUAUGUAUACGAUUUUUUAUGUAUUUAUUUUAAAAAUAUGUACUUAAUAAAUAAUAUUUAUGAAAGU